This is a messenger RNA of Osmia lignaria (orchard mason bee), 1328 nucleotides long. Its product is annotated as glycerol-3-phosphate phosphatase. Gene Ontology annotation, cellular component: cytoplasm. The record is from RefSeq and is a predicted model, not a curated record. Lineage: Eukaryota; Metazoa; Arthropoda; Insecta; Hymenoptera; Megachilidae. Gene Ontology annotation, molecular function: phosphatase activity.
GUUUAACAGGAACAUAAAAUAUUUUAACAAAAUAACAACACUCUUUAGGGACUAUUUAACUCGUAACUGGUAUGAUUAUUUUGUCAAGGAUUUAGACAAUGUAGCGGGGCCUACAAGACCCCGUACAUGUGUUUAGAGAUCUAUAUACAAUGAAAAUAAAAAAAAAAUAAAAAGAAAAGGAUAGUACUAGUUGGUUAUGUUUAUUACUUUAUUUAAACGUUAGUCAAGUUAGAUUUUAAAAAGAAAAUAAAACCUGCUUGAAGUCUGAUAGGUCCCACCCUAUCAAUUAUGAGUUGAUCGGAAACGAAUCUAACAUGGCUGCAAUAGAUUUUAAUACACUCAACGAUGAAAAUGUAACCAAAUUUUUUCAUUCUUUUGACACCGUACUUACUGAUUGUGAUGGUGUACUUUGGAUGUACAUGAAUCCUUUACCAAAUGCAGCGGAAGUGAUGAAUGCUUUUCGUUCUCUUGGUAAAAGAGUCUUUUAUGUAACUAAUAAUAGUACAAAGACUAGAGAAGAAUUUGUAAACAAAUGUAAAAUUUUAAAUUUCAAAGUAUCGAAAGAAGAGAUUUUGUGUACUGCAAAUCUGUCUGCAUGUUAUUUGCAAGAUCUAGGUUUUAAUAAGAAAGUAUAUAUCAUAGGAUCUGAAGCAAUUGGAAAAGAAUUGGAAGAAGUUGGUAUUUCACACAUUGGUGUAGGACCAGAUCCUGUUAAUAAAAAUGGUCCAUAUACUACAUUUAUCAAGGAUCCUGAUGUAGGAGCAGUUAUAGUUGGUUUUGAUGAGCACUUUAAUUAUCCUAAGAUGGUAAAAGCAGCCUCAUAUUUAAGCGAUCCUGAUGUACAUUUCAUUGCUACAAAUACAGACGAAAGAUUUCCUGUUGCUAAUAAUGUUGUUAUACCUGGUACUGGAAGUUUGGUGCGAUGUAUAGAAAGUUGUGCAGAAAGGAAAGCUGUUGUAAUGGGAAAACCAGAGCCCUAUCUAGCAGAUGUACUUAUGAAACGGUUUCAAGUAGAUCCUAAACGUACAUUGAUGAUUGGAGAUAGACAUAAUACAGAUAUAUUAUUAGGACGUCGUUGUGGCUUUAAGACAUUGCUGGUUUUAACAGGAAUAACUAGUUUGGAAGAUGUGAAUAGGUGGAAACGAUCAGAGUGUUCAGAAGAAAAAGAUUUCAUUCCUGAUUACUAUAUUGAAUCAAUUGGGGAUCUGCUACCUCAUUUAGAAAAAUUUAAGAAUAAAUCUGCAAUGUAAUAUUAAAUAUAGAUAACAUUGUUUUCUAUAAAACUGCACACUAGUUUGAUAGUGUGAUUAAAAUAUUAUUACUUAAAA